This is a messenger RNA of Echinops telfairi (small Madagascar hedgehog), 513 nucleotides long. RefSeq names its product centromere protein X (gene CENPX). The transcript has 4 exons. Gene Ontology annotation, biological process: kinetochore assembly; resolution of meiotic recombination intermediates; replication fork processing. The record is from RefSeq and is a predicted model, not a curated record. The coding region runs from base 1 to 171 and encodes 56 amino acids. Gene Ontology annotation, cellular component: FANCM-MHF complex; Fanconi anaemia nuclear complex. Lineage: Eukaryota; Metazoa; Chordata; Mammalia; Afrosoricida; Tenrecidae.
AUGGAAGGACAAGUCGGCACGGAUGCUCUGCAGCUGAUGGCUGAGAUGCUGAGGAUCUUCGUUGUGGAGGCGGCUGUGCGUGGGGUGCGGCAGGCCCAGGCUGAGGACCUCCCCUGCGUGGACGUGGACCAGCUGGAGAAGGUGCUCCCUCAGCUGCUUCUGGACUUCUAGAGAGCUGCCCUGCACACCAGGCUACCUGUCCAUCACCGACCAGCCACCUGCCACCCAGGUCCUGUGGUCAGCCAGCCACCAGUCUGGGGAAUGGCAGGUGCCCCCUUUGUGGUUGCUUUGUGGGCGCCCCCUCAAGGUUGCUGAGGGGCUGUGCUCAGGGAACCAGGGUCCUGGGCGCAGACCUAGUACUGCCACUUGUCGGUCCCCAGAGCUGUAAAGCGUUCCCUACCCCUGUGGUCUUAACUAAGCUUCUUCCCAUAAAGCAGCUUCCCUGUUGUCUGUUGCCAUUACAGCACUGCCCCGCACCCACCCCCACUCAGAAUGAGGAUGCAGUCACACCAA